Messenger RNA from Hevea brasiliensis (rubber tree), 1310 nucleotides. Its product is annotated as origin of replication complex subunit 6. Gene Ontology annotation, biological process: DNA replication initiation; DNA replication. Bases 306 to 1154 code for a protein of 282 amino acids. The record is from RefSeq and is a predicted model, not a curated record. The transcript is spliced from 10 exons. Gene Ontology annotation, cellular component: nuclear origin of replication recognition complex. Gene Ontology annotation, molecular function: DNA binding. Lineage: Eukaryota; Viridiplantae; Streptophyta; Magnoliopsida; Malpighiales; Euphorbiaceae.
UGAAUUUCACGGAUAUCUGUUGUGGUCACUCGGUGAAGCAGUUGAAUCAGAGCCGCCAAUGCAUCAAGCCAAUCUAGUCGACUCUUGGCGCCUAAAAGACUAAAACUUCCCGCAAAUUCCAGUGCGCGCCAAACCUUCAAAAUAUGCCAUAAAAAUUUACCCGGAAUCCUGUUUCCCGCCAUGUACGCCCGUUUAUUUUCUCUCUUUAUUCUCCAAAUGCAAAAGAACCAUUUCUCUUCUUUGAUUCUUUCAGUCUCGAUCCUACCAUCCAAUUACCAGCAAACAAACAAUCCUUCAUCACGCCAAUGGAUUUGUCGGAAAUUGCUAAGAAACUUGGUCUCUCCGAAUCCAAGAACCUGAUCCGAAAAGCGGCGGAGCUCCGCCGCCUCUGCGACGUCCAGUUUGAUUCAUCCAUUAUCGGAGUUGGAGAGGUUUGUAAGGCUAUAAUCUGCUUAGAAAUUGCCGCCACAAGGUUUCAAGUGAUUUUUGAUAGGCAGGCUGCGAUAAGGCUGAGUGGAAUGUCAGAGAAGGCUUACAAUAGAUCCUUCAAUUCGCUGCAAAACAGUCUUGGUGUUAAGACAAAGCUGGAUAUUAGAGAACUGGGGAUUCAGUUCGGAUGCGUUAGGCUUAUUCCUUUCGUGAGAAAUGGUUUAUCAUUGUACAAGGAACGGUUUCUUGCAUCAUUGCCAGCUUCAAGACGAGCGACUGCUGACUUCACCCGACCUGUGUUCACAGCAGUUGCGUUCUACUUGUGUGCAAAGAAACACAAACUCAAGAUAGACAAGCUUAAAUUGAUCGAAGUUUGUGGCACAUCUGAAUCUGAAUUCAAAUGUGUGUCCACUUCCAUGAAGGACCUCUGUCAUGAUGUUUUUGGGAUCUCAAAGGAAAAGAAGGAUCCAAGGGUGGUGAAAGGCAACCGAGAUCUGCUUGAUGCAUUGCCUGAGAAAAGAAAAUUUGAGAAUGGUGGUUACUUAUCUGAUGAUGGAGCAGAGCAUUCAAGUUACAAGAAGCGUAAAAGAAUGGAUAAAGUUGCUUAUGAGGAGUGGAAGUCCUCUGUCAUUUCAUCCAAUGACAAGAACAAGGCAAAAGGUCCUUGCAAGUGGUCCAGGCAAACUCGCCUAAACUUUCUCAAAGAAGUUCCUGAGACAGCAUGAUGGGAAGCUUUGUGAAAGACGCAGACCAUUUUUGUCAUACCAUGACUUUUUAGUUGAAAUAUUUUUCUGGAAAUUCAUAUGCAUGUAAAAAGGGGGAAAAAAAUGGCUUUGUUGAUAUUAUUCUGGAAAAUAGAUCAUUGCUUUCGAUUGGUUUUA